CUUCAGGAGAGCGGUGGUCAGGAGGUGGGAUCGACAGUGGACCCAAUGGUCCUUUGGCUCCUCCUCUCGGGAAGUAAAGUCCAAAAGAUCCUGGCCUUAGCGGAGGCUCAGUCACCCUUGUGUUUUGGCUCUCGUAACCGACGUUCACUCACGCGGCUGAUUUCCCAGCACCCCGAACGGAGCAAAGAGUGAAAACGAGAGUUCGAGCCCGGGACGCAGGAAGAUUUACUUUUCGGUUUCAACUCCCUUUUCCAGGUUUCUUCUUCCUCUGCAGAUCACGCCGCAGGUUUCUCCUAACUCGGAGAAAAGUCGGGCCGACGGCCAUGCAGAGCAAGAAGAGGAAGCUCCGUCCUUACACGGAACCACUUGAUGGAGGAUGGGGAUGGAUGGUUGUCCUGCAUUUCUUUCUGGUGAACGUGUGCGUGCUGGGAACCCUGAAAACGUUUGCCAUCUUCUUCGUGGUUUUUCAAAGAGAAUUUGAUGGCUCCUCUGAGCAAGUCAGCUGGAUUGGAUCCAUCAUGUCUGCGCUUCGCCUGGCAGCAGGUCCAUUGGUGGCCAUCGCCUGUGAGAAACUGGGGGAUAAGCAGACGUCCAUUCUGGGAGCACUCCUUGUUAGCGGAGGAUGUCUCAUGAGCAGCGUGGCCAUGAGCAUCUCCUUCCUCUGUGUGUCUAUGGGACUUCUACUAGGACUGGGAUUUUCUUGCUUGUACCAGACUGCAUCUGUGAUGACGGCCAGGUAUUUCAGGAAACGCUUGGCUCUUUCUACUGCUAUCGCCCGAUCGGGGAUGGGGCUGACCUUUCUGAUGGCACCUUUCACUCAAAUUCUGAUAGACAUUUACGACUGGAAAGGUACCCUUCUGAUAUUGGGAGGGAUUACUCUGCAUUUGGUGCCCUCUAGCAUGCUCUUGCGACCUAUUAAUCUCAAAAGCGAAAAGCCCUCUGCCGCUAAAGGGGAAGACCGACGACGGCCGUCGCGAAGUCCGGCUCCUGCGAGCGGCCUGGAUGCAAUCGGCCCCAGUGAGACACCCGCUCACCUCGCUAGAUCGGAGCCUCCUGUCCAAGAUGGGGCCGUGAACAAUCUUGGGCGAUCCGGCACAGAGAACUCGAUAGGUUCUGAACCCCCUUGGGAAAAAGAAGUCUUCAACGAGGGGUCGAACCAGCACCGGGAACUCCCGCCGACAGAAGAGGAAACUCGUGACCGAAAGACAGCUCUGUGCCGCCAUACGCAGUGGCUCAUUGAUUUCUCGAUUCUUAAGGACCCUUCCUUCUGCAUUUUCACCUGGUCUUUCGUAUUUGUCCAGUUAGCAUACUUCAUCCCCACCUUCCACCUUGUAGCCAGAGCCAAAACACUUGGCAUUGACCCGAUGGAUGCCUCCUACCUCAUUUCAACAUCCGGUAUCCUGGAAGCGGUCGCCCAAGUUCUCUCCGGCUGGGUUGCUGACCAGAACUGGACCAAGAAAUAUCAUUAUUACAUAGCUUACCUCAUCCUGAACGGCAUCACUAACCUGCUUUGUCCUUUCGCCACAACGUUCCCACUCCUCAUGACCUACACCAUCUUCUUUGCCAGUUUCUCCGGUGCCUAUCUGGGGUUGAUCCUUCCUGUGCUGGUCGAUAUGGUUGGAAUUUCCAGGCUGCCAGGUUCUUUGGGAUUCGCCUCUUUCUUUGCGGGGCUGGCCGCCAUUGCUGGACCACCAAUAGCAGACUUUGGUAAUCUCACUGCUGAUCAGAGACCACCAGGAGCUGUUUUGCCGAAAAAGAUGGAGACGGAACACCCCAGUCGACACUGCUACAGUCACUUCUUCCACAAAGUUGGCUCUACGAUCACACCCAGACAUAUGCCUGCUCUUUUCUCUUCGCUGGUGCCUGCUACAUCCUCUCACCCAUAUCCUUUUGGUUUGUGCCUUUGGCCCUGAGAUGGAAGAAAAAAACAGAAGCUGCCCAGGGAGAAAGAGAGCUCCCCUAGGAUUUCAACCAAGAACUGAGGCCUGAAAAAACAACCAACCAACCAACGACAACUUAUCGGCUGCGAACAACAGAAGCCGCUGGUAGAAAUUAAGACAAUUAGAACUGCGGGAAUAGUCCACUAAACUCAUUGUUCCAGUGAGCUUUGGUAAAGGGGACAGAAAACAAUUGCCCUUUCGAGACCUGAGUAUGGGCAGCAAACGAGACGGACCUUCUCGGAGCACCUGGAUUACAACUUUAAAACGAAAAAAAAGUUUCAAGAAUAUCGAAAAGACCUU
Molecule: messenger RNA, 2240 nt
Organism: Ornithorhynchus anatinus (platypus)
Lineage: Eukaryota; Metazoa; Chordata; Mammalia; Monotremata; Ornithorhynchidae
Gene: SLC16A4
Product: solute carrier family 16 member 4
Exons: 10
Coding region: 324-1913 (529 amino acids)
Biological process (GO): transmembrane transport; monocarboxylic acid transport
Molecular function (GO): monocarboxylic acid transmembrane transporter activity
Source: RefSeq, a predicted model, not a curated record